Molecule: messenger RNA, 2510 nt
Organism: Anarrhichthys ocellatus (wolf-eel)
Lineage: Eukaryota; Metazoa; Chordata; Actinopteri; Perciformes; Anarhichadidae
Gene: rtn2b
Product: reticulon 2b
Exons: 7
Coding region: 23-673 (216 amino acids)
Biological process (GO): brain development; neuron differentiation; endoplasmic reticulum tubular network formation
Cellular component (GO): postsynaptic density; endoplasmic reticulum membrane; neuron projection
Source: RefSeq, a predicted model, not a curated record
AGCAAGCUGGAUCGUCGCUGAAAUGGCCACCAAACUUGUGGAUCUGGUGUAUUGGCGCAAAAUGAGUAAGACUGGUGUGGUGUUCACGGGGCUGGUGAUCAGUCUGGCCAGUCUGUUCCAGCUCAGCGCCAUCACCGUGUUCUCCCACAUCUGUCUGGGUGUGAUGUCCGUCACCUUCAUCCUCCGUCUUUGCUAUAAACUGCUGGAGCUGCUGCGCUGGAACCCCGGGGUGCAUCCCUUCCAGUCAUAUCUGGAUCAUGACAGCUCUCUGACAGAUAAGGAGACAGUGAUGCUGGUGGAGGAGGUGGUGCUGCUGAUCGCAUUCGCCUUCACAGAGAUCAAACGGCUGAUUUUCAUCGAGAGCAUGAUCGACUCAAUUAAGUUUGUUGUGCUCCUGUAUCUGCUGUCCUAUGUCGGAGUCCUAACCAGCGGACUGACUCUGGUGAUAACUGCUGUGAUCGCUGUUUUCUCCCUUCCUCUGUUUUACAAAAAGCAGCAGAUGCGGAUAAGGAGGAUAGUUAGAGCCGUCAAAGCUUUUGUUAAGAGAAUCAAAAACAUGUGCCUUGGUCUGUAUGCUUCAAUGAAACCCGCUCCUGCCCAUGCCCAUGCCCCCGCAUCUGCACCAACGCCUGCAUCCGCAUCUGCAUCGAAACAGAAAGCCAAGUCAAAGUAACUUGUUGGUCGCGUGUCGAAAGCACUCAGAAUUUGGAAUUUGGAAAAUGUUGGAAUGGUACAUCCUCUGUUGGGCCGCUUUGAGGGGCAGCUCAUUUCCCUUUCUCCACCAUGAUGUUUGUUUAUGGGAGCAAGAUUUAAUUGAUCCCGACAGCUGAAACAAAGCUACCAUUCACUCACGGAGAAGGAGUGGAAAUGUACGAGGAGAAGAAUUUUAUUUAUCGAGAUGCUUUCUGUGGGAUGCAACCAGUUCACAGUCAUCUACUCCAAGCAGGGCCAGAAUAGCACUGUUUUAUAUUCCCUUUGAUAACAUGUCUAUUUUUACACAACAGCGAGCACCAUGUUCCUGUUAAGCUGAAGAAUUAUUCAUAACGAAGCAGUGAAGCAUAAUUGCUGCUCUCAUUAUGUAGCAUCAUAAAUUGUUAGCUGGCUAGAAUAAAUCUGACGUGAACAUCACCUGCCAUUAAUUAACAUGAAUGGUUUAGCGCUUGCUACAUUGAAGUAUUAGCAAAAGCUUUUUAAGAAGCAACACCUUACACCUUUUAUGAGAAACAAUGAGUGCAUUGUCCUCUGCUCUUCAUGCUCAUUGUAUUUUAUCAGGUCCAAACAGUGACUUCCCUCUGCUCUUGGUUAAUGAUUAAAGUUAAGUGCAGCAAAUCUUAACAAGCGAGAGCAACUUUAACCAUCCUGCAGUAACUCCAGCUGAUAUUGGACUGAUGUAUGGCACAAAGUUUAAAUAUUUUUUUACUUUACAGUUAAGACAAGUUUACUUUUGAGCUCAUAUUUGAACUGCUGGUUAAAACUUGGUCAACGGAAACAAAAGACAGUUACUUAAUGGAAAUGUUAUCAUCCUGAAGGUAAACUCAUCAAUCCUACAGCAUCAAGAAAAUUGCAUUUGACUCAAGAACUUCCGCUAUGAUAUUAUUUGUCAGUCCAUAAUAUAACAAUUCAAUGCUUCCAGCGAGGAUCUCAUGUUUUCAUGUCAAUACAACUGGUCGCUGGCACAACUCCAUGUCAACAUUUUCCAAAUCAACCAAGAAUGUGGUCGUCGUUUGUUUCUAAAGAAAUAACUGAGACAUCUCCAUAAAAUUACACAAAACACCUCAUGAAGCAAAAUCAGAUUUUCUCUGGAAUGCAACAUGAUUGUUUUUUUUUCUUUUUUUGUCAAAAGUUGUAAAACCUUAAAGGAAACAGAGUUCUCUCAUUGUUAAAGUUUUAAUAUUUAAAUAAGUUACAUGAGUUAAUUGGACAAAGUUUUUGCCGUUAAUGUAACUCCAGACACUUCAGUUGUUACCUGACAUGGAGCGUUGCACUUGUCAACUUGCUGUGUGUUAUAUGGACAGUCAAACUUAUAUAAUUAUAUUUGAUAAAUUCCCACUCAAUGUGACAGUCAUUUAAAAAUUCCCCCCGUGCUUUAACUGACAUUAAGUUGAGUAGAUAAUGACAAAAGCUUAUAUUUUGGGUGACCUAUUCCUUUAUUUAUCCUUUUCUGACAACUGUACAGCUUCAUCUGCCAAACCUGAGCCAGUUUAUAUUGAGCAGUGAUUUCAAUGCCGUUAGCGUGUCGGGUUAAUGUUGGUGACCAUGUGGUGCUCUCUAGUGGUCGGUGUUUCAGAUCUUGAAAUGUAGCUGCACUCAUACUAACAUGUCUUAAUGAACUGAAGUGAUUUCACACUGUAAGCCCAGGUUGAAGCAUCCUUCAAAGAGGGCUUUGGUAAUUUCAGUAUGUAAUAAAAAAAAAAGGUUCAGUACACCUCAGUUAUUAAAAGAAAAACAUAAAAGUGUGAUCAUAAUUAGAAAGAUGUUUAAAGGGAGGCAUGACAGGGCUUUGCUUUUUU